Messenger RNA from Frieseomelitta varia, 1364 nucleotides. It is a transcript of the gene Smug, whose product is annotated as single-strand selective monofunctional uracil DNA glycosylase. The transcript has 3 exons. NCBI's taxonomy places the organism in Eukaryota, Metazoa, Arthropoda, Insecta, Hymenoptera, Apidae. Gene Ontology annotation, molecular function: single-strand selective uracil DNA N-glycosylase activity; oxidized pyrimidine nucleobase lesion DNA N-glycosylase activity. Gene Ontology annotation, biological process: base-excision repair. The record is from RefSeq and is a predicted model, not a curated record. Bases 143 to 1015 code for a protein of 290 amino acids.
GUAUUUGUAUAAAACAUUUUUAAAAUGCAUUAAAUAGAUCUCAUAAUAGAUCUCAUCUCGUUAGAUUUCUGUCACAAAAUUUUUAAAAACGAUUUAUAACGACAACAACGAUAACAAAGUUUGUAUUAAAGAAAUCAUCAUAAUGUCAAGUUCUAGGAAAGUUAAAGCAAGACGUGAUAGUGAUUUAGUAGAUAUUAAUCCCAAAAGAAUGAAAUUAGAAGACAAAGACAAUGUAGAGAAAGAAAACGAUAGUAUAAUUACAAGUGAUGUAUCACUUGAAAAUGUUUCUCAACAAUUGUUAUCACUCGAACAGAAUUUGGCUAUUGAAGUUGGAAAAAUUACAUUCCGUUCACCGGUAGAAUAUGUUUAUAAUCCUCUUGAGUAUGCAUUUAAUAUACACACUAUGUACGUAGAGAAGUAUUGUAAGACUGUUAAGAAAAUAUUAUUUCUUGGAAUGAAUCCUGGCCCUUGGGGUAUGGUCCAAACUGGUGUUCCAUUUGGAGAGAUAAAUAUGGUUCGCGAUUGGUUAAAAAUUUCAGGACCAGUUGGAAAACCAGCCAAAGAACAACCAAGUAGGAAAGUAACUGGAUUUCAAUGUACCCGUAGUGAAGUCAGUGGGAAAAGAUUAUGGGGUCUCUUUCAAGAAUUAUGCAAAAGUCCUGAAAAAUUGUUUAAGCACGCAUAUAUACAUAACUAUUGUCCUAUUGCGUUAAUGAAUAAAAAAGGCUGCAAUAUUACACCAGCAGAACUGAAGGCACCAGAGGUACAAACAUUACAUGCUGCUUGUGAUAAGGCUUUGGCAAAAACUAUCAGUAUUUUAAAAGUUGAAAUUGUGAUUGGCAUUGGCGGAUACGCAGAAAAACGAGCGCAAUUAGUAGUUCAGUCUUCAAAAUUACCUGUGAAGGUUUUAUGCUUACCUCAUCCAAGUCCACGUGCUGUGAAUAAUAAAAAUUGGAGUGAGAAAGCAACACAAAAGUUGAGUGAGUUUGGAUUACUUGAAUGUUUUACAGUUUAAAAUACCUUGACAAGAAAAAUAGAAAAAAUUUUAUUCUUCAUCAGUAGAAGUUAUGUUACCUUACUGUAGAAUUUAUGUUAUUUAUAUUACUUUGCAAAUUCCUGUAGCUAUUAUUUUAUAAUCUACUGUAUAUGUGUGUGUGUGUUUGUAUUUUUAUAAAAAUUUGUUAAGUUAAAGUUAUUAGAACACAAAAAAAGUACAAUGGAUAUUUUAAGUUGGAUGGAUGUUGCUUUACAAAAGGCAAAUGAGUCAUUAAAAGUUGGUGAAGUUCCAGUUGGGUGUUUAUUUGUAUACAACAGUAAUGUCAUUGCUGUAGGUAAUAACACAGUUAAUAAAACUCGCAAUGCAA